AUGAGUGGGCAAGCAGCUAGUUACUACAACCCUAACCAGGGCUUUGAUGGUCAGGGUCAGGGCCAGGGCCAAGGCAACUAUAGCAAUGGCUACCAGCAGAAUGGAAAUUACCAACCUCCAGCAGAAGAGCCCAAACCCCCUCCUCCAUACCCGAAUAAUGCACCUCCACCACAGUCCGGUCAAACCUUUGAUCAAGCUUUCAAGAUCGACAAGCCGAAAUACAACGAUAUAUGGGCGGGUCUUUUGCUCAUCGCAGUCUUUCUCGGAUAUGUCGCUGUGUCAGGCUUGACCAUCCACUCGUACGCCACUAACAAAGGCUUCAGCGGAGGAGGAAUUUACGGCGCCGGCAAUGAUUUCUCGCUGAACACCAAUACCCUCGUUUUAUUCGUGUUCGUUCUUUGCGUCGCUCUAGUCUUCUCUUGGGCAUAUUUUAUGGGCGCGCGAUACUUUACCAAGACUUUCAUCUGGGCCACAGGCAUCCUGAACAUCGUCUUCGCUUUCGCAACGGGCAUCUACUAUAUCGCGCGCAAGCAAUAUGGAGGUGGAAUAGUGUUCCUGCUCUUCGGUGUCUUCGCAGUGAUCUGUUUUAUCAGUUGGAUCCCGCGUAUCCCGUUCACAGCUUUCAUGCUACAGACCACCAUGGACGUCGCGCGAGGUUAUGGACAUGUCUUCCUCGUCAGUGCUCUAGGUGGCAUCGUGACGGUCGCGUUUUCGGCAUGGUUCUCUGUGACCUUGGUCGCAAUUUAUGUCAAGUAUGAACCUGAUUCCAAGGGGACGAAUCCGUCUUGCGCCAACGGCGGCUGCAGUACCGCGAAGGUGAUUGGCCUGGUGGUUUAUGUCACUUUCGCCAUGUACUGGUUUAGUGAGUGGAUCAAGAAUACCGUUCACACUACCAUCGCUGGUUUGUAUGGGUCUUGGUACUUUUGGAGCAACUCUCCGGGCGGAAUGCCCAGGCAUGCGACCCGCGGCGCGUUCCGUCGUGCGACUACCUAUUCCUUCGGUAGCAUCAGCUUCAGCAGUCUGAUUCUUGCUAUCAUUAACAUGAUGCGCCAGGCGUGUUCGAUAGCUCAACGACAGGAAGCUGCACAGGGAAAUAUUGUCGGAUCGAUCUUUGUCUGGAUCUUGGGAUGUCUCAUCUCGUUUCUCGAUUGGUUGGUUACAUUCUUCAAUCGCUACGCUCUCUGCCACAUUGCUUUGUACGGAAAGCCGUAUAUCCCGGCCGCCAAGGAUACAUGGAAGAUGAUGCGCGAUCGCGGAAUCGAUGCCCUGGUCCAGGAUUGUUUGAUGGGCCCUGUUCUCACUAUGGGCUCUACGUUUGUGGCCUACGUCUGUGCGUUGCUGGCAUAUCUAUACCUGCAGUUCACGAAGCCGGCCUACAAUACCGAUGGAGAUUUCACUCCCGUUAUCAUGGCUUUCUCUUUUGUUAUUGGUCUGCAAAUUUGUCAAAUUUUCAUGACCCCCAUUGGAAGUGGCGUCGAGACAAUCUUUGUGGCCAUGGGUUGGGACCCUCAGGUAAUGAUCAACGAUCACCCUGAUAUCUACUACAAGCUGGUUGAGCUGUACCCACGUGUGCAGCAAUCAAUUCAUGCUUAG
Penicillium verhagenii is the source of this 1593-nucleotide messenger RNA. Its product is annotated as choline transporter-like family protein. The transcript has 2 exons. Gene Ontology annotation, biological process: transmembrane transport. The record is from RefSeq and is a predicted model, not a curated record. Gene Ontology annotation, cellular component: plasma membrane. The coding region runs from base 1 to 1593 and encodes 530 amino acids. Gene Ontology annotation, molecular function: transmembrane transporter activity. NCBI's taxonomy places the organism in Eukaryota, Fungi, Ascomycota, Eurotiomycetes, Eurotiales, Aspergillaceae.